Aureobasidium musti is the source of this 1221-nucleotide messenger RNA. The record is from the annotation of a GenBank genome assembly. NCBI's taxonomy places the organism in Eukaryota, Fungi, Ascomycota, Dothideomycetes, Dothideales, Saccotheciaceae.
AUGUCGACUUCAACCAACUCCGACCUGGCCGAGAGCCAUGAGGAGCAAAGCACAAUUGAAAGAAAGAGAUGGUAUCGGUCAAGCAUGUUUAACGCAUGGGUAAUUGGUAUGGUAGGAUUUAUGGCUCCUGGUCUAUGGAAUGCGAUGAACUCUCUGGGAGCUGGAGGUGCUCAGAAACCUUUCCUGGUCAACGCGGCUAACGCCCUGGGAAAUGUCUGGUUCGUCCUUGUUGGUGCUGUCGCUUGUGGUAUCAGUGCUGGACUAUUUUGGGCUUCAGAGGGAGCUGUUGCUCUGGGAUAUCCUCCUCCGGCCAAGCGUGGACAAUACAUGAACAUCUGGCUGGUGUUCAGAACAGGAGGCCCUAUCCUAGGAGGUGCUAUCCUACUUGGUCUUAAUCACUCUGCCAACCAGAAAUCCAAAGGCAAAGUAGGUUACCAAACCUAUCUUGUUUUCAUCGUUCUGCAAUGCCUUGCUGUGCCUAUCGGACUACUCUUAUCACCACCUGAAAAGGUCCAACGAUCAGAUGGCAGUAAAGUGAAAAUUGUCCAGGAGAAGUCCUUUGCAGCUGAGUUGCGUGCUCUUGUCGCUGCAUCCAAAAGACGUGACAUCCUCCUCUUGCUCCCUGUAUUCUGGGCCGCAUACUUCAACCAAUAUUCCGGAAACUUCCAGACUUACUAUUUCGGCCUUCGUGCAAGAUGCUUAAUCGGCUUCUUGACUAACUUCAGUGGUAUUCUUUCCUCCUUCCUCGUCAGCACUCUCCUCGACUACAAACCCUGGCCCGUCAAGAAAAGACUAAACAUCUGUUUCUUCUACGUCCUGUUUUGGCACCUUCUAGCUUGGUCCUACGGCUGGGCCAUCCAAUCCAAAUACACAGAAACCAAUCCGGUAUGGGAUUGGACCGACCCCGGCUUUAUUGAAGGCUUUUUCGUCCUCGUGAUUUGGGGUUUCGCUCAACAAUCCCUGCAAAACUUUUUAUAUUAUUUCUUAUCCACCAAGACUGAUAAUAUCUCUGAAUUGUCACGCUUUUCGGGUAUUUUGAGGGGCCAGGAGAGUUUUUCGCAGGCGGUAUCUUUUGGUAUCAAUACAAAGGAUUGGAAGGGUGGGAGGGUUCCUCUUGCUGUGAACACCAUCUUGUUGGGGAUUGCUGUGGUGCCUACGUGGAUCGCAUUGCAGGAACAUGUUCCCAUCGAGGGAGCUAAGAAGUUUGAAGAUGUGGAGUGA